GAGAGAAAGUGAAAGAGAUGUCACGGGAAAAGGUGUAUGUGCAGCACUGUAUGGGCGUUAAUGGGUUAGAGAAGAUCAUUCUUAGAGAAGAUCGUGGUUUCUCUGCUGAGGUGUAUCUAUACGGAGGUCAGGUUACAUCCUGGAAGAAUGAACUUGGUGAAGAUUUGCUCUUUGUCAGUAGUAAGGCUAACUUUAAGCCUCCAAAUUCUAUACGUGGAGGCAUUCCAAUAUGCUUUCCUCAAUUUUCAAAUUAUGGCUCUCUUGAACAACAUGGAUUUGCAAGGAACAGGUUUUGGACUUUAGAUCCUAAUCCCCCACCAUUUCCUACAAAUAACACCAACAGAGCUUUCAUUGAUUUGAUUCUUAAACACUCUGAAGAUUAUCCUAAGCACUGGCCGCACAGAUAUGAGUUUCGCCUGAGGAUAGCUUUGGGACCAGCAGGAGAUUUGAUGAUGACAUCCCGCAUUCGAAAUACAAAUACAGAUGGGAAAUCCUUUACCUUCACAUUUGCCUAUCAUACAUACUUCUAUGUUAAGGACAUCAGUGAAGUGCGAAUAGAAGGACUAGAGACACUGGAUUAUCUGGACAACUUGAAGAACAGAGAGCGGUCUACUGAACAAGGAGAUGCUAUAACAUUUGAGUCAGAGGUGGACAGAGUAUACUUAAGCACCCCCACAAAAAUUGCCAUCAUAGACCAUGAAAGGAAGAGAACUUUUGUAUUGCGGAAAGACGGGCUUCCUGAUGCUGUGGUAUGGAACCCGUGGGACAAGAAAGCAAAGACCAUAGCUGAUUUUGGGGAUAAUGAGUACAAACAUAUGCUGUGUGUCCAGGCUGCCUGUGUAGAAAAAGCAAUUACUCUCAAACCUGGAGAAGAGUGGAAAGGAAGGCAGGAAAUAUCUGCAGUACCUUCAAGUUAUUGCAGUGGUCAACUCGAUCCACGGAAAGUACUAUUCAGUUAUUAGAAGAAUAAUGGGUUCCAAUGCGCCUUUGUACAGGCUUGAUGCAGUUAAGUGUAUUUCUUGUAGGAACUGUUGUUGCGAUAAUGGUGCAUUCAGUGAAUUCUUGUCCGGAUUCUCUUCAGCUUUGAGGGCGGAUUCAUAAUUAACAAAAUUGUCUAUAUCGUUUUAGCCUUGAGUAUGUUCAGUUGCUUGAGCUAGAGAUGAAGAGAGCCGCUGGAAAAGAACUUCCUAUUUUUAGG
Messenger RNA from Gastrolobium bilobum, 1198 nucleotides. RefSeq names its product putative glucose-6-phosphate 1-epimerase. Lineage: Eukaryota; Viridiplantae; Streptophyta; Magnoliopsida; Fabales; Fabaceae. Gene Ontology annotation, molecular function: isomerase activity; carbohydrate binding. The coding region runs from base 18 to 962 and encodes 314 amino acids. The record is from RefSeq and is a predicted model, not a curated record. Gene Ontology annotation, biological process: carbohydrate metabolic process. The transcript has 9 exons.